AUUUUUUUCCAAAACUAUUUAUUUAUUUAUUUAUAUUUAUUUAUUUACUGAUAUAAUACCUACUCAUUUGUAUCUUGGACCCGAACAAAUAUGAAAUUGCUGGUCGACUCCUCCUCUUCCCUCCUCUUCUCGCUGCUAUUGGCCCAGCUACCUAUACUUACCUCUGCACUCCCUGUUCAUCAUCGCCGCAUCCCUGAUCUUGAAAAGCUGACCAAUCAGACAAGGAAUUUGCUGAAACUGACCCAGGACCUUCUGAAAGACCAUGUGAUUGACACUGACAUUGAGCACAGAUUCAAAUCCCUCCCAGCUAUGACCAACAGAGCAAGUGAUCUCAGUACACUAGAGUUGAAAUCUACUUUGUCUCAGCUUCUCGUGGAUCUCCAGUCCUUCGAGGUCCACUUUGACUGGCUUAACAGGGCAUCACGGAAACACAAGCAGGCCGCCUUGCCAAAGUUAGGCGAGAUGAUCUCCCAUAUUAAGUCAUUAAGUGCCUCCCUCCUCCGCCAGAUACAGAAGGUUGAUGCCCCGCGGCUCCCAUCCCCCACUCCCUCCCUCCCGCCACUCCCUGCUUUUCAGUGGGAUGUGGUCCAGUCUUCCCUCGAGCUCCUUCAACAGUUCCGACUCUUCUGUGACUGGGCAUCUCGAGCCCUCCUCACUCUCAAGUCCAAGAUCUGAUGGCUGUGCCAGGAAGGUCCACUGAACCUUGA
Megalops cyprinoides (Indo-Pacific tarpon) is the source of this 707-nucleotide messenger RNA. It is a transcript of the gene il11a, whose product is annotated as interleukin 11a. Gene Ontology annotation, molecular function: cytokine activity; growth factor activity. The transcript is spliced from 5 exons. NCBI's taxonomy places the organism in Eukaryota, Metazoa, Chordata, Actinopteri, Elopiformes, Megalopidae. The coding region runs from base 91 to 675 and encodes 194 amino acids. The record is from RefSeq and is a predicted model, not a curated record. Gene Ontology annotation, cellular component: cytoplasm. Gene Ontology annotation, biological process: positive regulation of cell population proliferation; positive regulation of MAPK cascade.